Molecule: messenger RNA, 784 nt
Organism: Drosophila simulans
Lineage: Eukaryota; Metazoa; Arthropoda; Insecta; Diptera; Drosophilidae
Gene: COX4
Product: cytochrome c oxidase subunit 4 isoform 1, mitochondrial
Exons: 3
Coding region: 117-665 (182 amino acids)
Biological process (GO): mitochondrial electron transport, cytochrome c to oxygen
Source: RefSeq, a predicted model, not a curated record
GUUCUGCACGAAAAUACCAAAAUAUCGAGCAAUAAUUACCCAUCCAUAUAUACUUUCUUUUGUAUAUUGCCUCUGGUCACAUUGUUCAGCAAGUCUAAGAAAAACUCUGUGAGAAAAUGGCCCUGCGACUAAUCAACAGUGCUGUGCUCCGCCAGCUGGCCUCCCAGCUGCCCAAGAGUGCCCAAGUGGGCAGCGUGGCCGCCGUACACACGCUGGACAAGAUCGGCAAGCGGGAGAUCGUGGGCUACGGCUGGAACGGCACCGCCUGCUACGCGGAUCGCGUGGAUUACCCUCUGCCCGCCGUGCGCUUCCGUGAGCCCACCAACGAGAUCAACGCUCUGCGCGCCAAGGAGCAGGGAGACUGGAAGAAGCUCAGCACCCAGGAGAUCAAGGCCCUGUACCGCGCCAGCUUCUGCCAGACUAUCGCCGAGGUUCAGGCUGGAUCCGGGGAGUGGAAGCUCCACCUGGGCAUUGCACUCCUCUUCUCCGCCGCCGCCAUCUGGGUGGCCGUGCUGAUGAACCUCUUCGUGUACGAUGAGCUGCCCGUUACCUUCGACGAGGAGCACCAGAAGGCCCAGCUGCAGCGCAUCAUCGACCUGGAAAUCAACCCCGUCACCGGAUUGACCUCCAAGUGGGACUACGAGAACAAGAAGUGGAAGAACUAAGUGCGCUGUCGUUAAAUAAUUCCGCGAUUGUGUGUGAUUAAGUUAGCCGACGUCUAUGUGUAUUAAGUAAAAGCAAGAUAGUCGAAAUUAAAGUUAUGGCUGCUGCCUAAACCAAUCGA